AUGGUACUCUCGGGGCCGCCUACUCCCAUUGGGGGUGCCCAGUCUGUUUCUCCUUCACUUUUGAGAUCAAAUUCGGGGAUGUUAGGAGCUCAAGGUGGUCCUUUGGGUUCCCAAACAGCAUUCCCUUCUCUAGUGUCCCCCCGUACUCAGUAUAAUAACAUGAGCAUGCUUGGAAAUGUGCCCAAUGUGUCUUCCCUCCUGAACCAGUCUUUUGGGAAUGGAGGUCCAAAUCCUGGACUUCCUGGCCCUGGUAGCAGUCAGCGUGGAAAUAUUGACACCGGGGCAGAGUCUGAUCCGCUUUCAAAUGUUGGUAAUGGAAUGGGUUUCAAUGCUCCUUCAUCGUCAUUUGUACCAUCAAAUAUGGUUAACCCUGGUCUUUCUGGUCAAGUUCAGGGACAACAGUUUUCAAAUCCUUCUGGCAACCAGUUGUUGCCAGAUCAACAGCAGUCCCAGCAACUUGAAGCACAAAGUUUCCAGCAUGGUCAGCAAUCAAUGCAGCAGUUCUCUGGUUCGCACAACUCCCAGCAGGUGCAGCAGCAACACCAAUAUCAAUCAAUACGAGGAGGGUUAGCUGGUGUUGGACCUGUUAAGAUGGAGCCACAUGUGACAAAUGAUCAUCAUGGAGCACAGCAGCAGCAGCCGCUGAGAAAUCCUGGUCCAGUCAAGUUGGAGCCACAGCAAAUCCCGAUGAUGCGAAGUUCGCCAACUGUGAAGUUGGAACCUCAACAUUCUGACCAAUCUUUGUUUUUGCAACAACAGCAACAACAACAGCAGCAGCAGCAUCAGCAUCAACAGCAAUUCCUUCACAUGUCAAGGCAGUCUUCUCAGCAGGCUGUUGCGCAAUUAAAUCUUUUGCAGCAGCAAAGGCUGCUGCAGUUACAUCAACAACAGCAACAGCAACUUUUGAAGGCAAUGCCGCAGCAACGGUCUCAAUUACCACAACAAUUUCAACAACAGAAUUUACCUUCUAGGUCUCCUGUAAAACCAGCAUACGAACCCGGGAUGUGUGCCCGUCGUCUCACAAGUUACAUGCAUCAACAGCAGCGCAGACCUGAAGACAAUAACAUUGAGUUCUGGAGGAAAUUUGUUUCCGAGUUCUUUGCUCCCCACGCAAAAAAGAAGUGGUGUGUUUCUAUGUAUGGAAAUGGUCGGCAAGCAACUGGCGUUUUCCCUCAGGAUGUAUGGCAUUGUGAAAUUUGCAAUCGCAAGCCAGGUCGUGGUUUUGAGGCAACUGUGGAGGUUCUUCCCAGGCUUUUCAAAAUCAAAUAUGAAAGUGGUACCUUGGAAGAACUUCUUUAUGUUGACAUGCCACGUGAAUAUCAAAACUCUUCUGGUCAAAUUGUCCUGGAUUAUGCAAAAGCAAUACAGGAAAGUGUUUUUGAUCAACUUCGUGUUGUUCGUGAUGGUCAGCUACGGAUAGUCUUCUCUCCAGACUUGAAGAUAUGCUCUUGGGAGUUUUGUGCUCGACGGCAUGAAGAGCUAAUACCUCGAAGAUUGUUGAUACCACAGGUAAGUCAGCUAGGUGCUGCAGCUCAGAAGUACCAGGCUGCUACUCAAAAUGGAUCGGCCAAUUUAACUGUCCCUGAGUUGCAAAAUAAUUGUAACAUGUUUGUUGCAUCAGCUCGACAAUUGGCAAAAGCCUUGGAAGUGCCAUUGGUAAAUGAUCUAGGAUAUACAAAGAGAUAUGUGCGUUGCCUUCAGAUAUCAGAAGUGGUAAAUAGUAUGAAAGACUUGAUUGAUUAUAGCCGAGAAACAGGAACUGGACCAAUGGAGAGUUUGGCCAAGUUCCCUCGGAGGACAGGUGCUUCAUCUGGGUUCCAUAGUCAAGCUCAGCAGCCUGAACAACAGCAGCAGCAGCAACAGCAACAACAGCAAACAAUACCCCAGAACUCGAAUAGCGAUCAAAGUUCUGCCCAAGUCACAAUGCAAAUUGCUGCUAACAAUGGUAUGCCUAGUGUAAAUCACUCUCUCACCACAGCAUCUACAACCACCUCUGCCAGCACCAUUGUGGGGCUUCUCCACCAAAAUUCUAUGAAUGCAAGACAACAAAAUUCUAUGAAUAAUGCAAGCAGUCCCUAUGGAGGAAAUUCUGUUCAGAUUCCAUCUCCUGGUUCCUCCAGUACAAUUCCACAGGCACAACCUAAUCCUUCUCCCUUCCAGUCACCGACACCCUCAUCAUCUAAUAAUCCUCCACAAACAUCUCAUGGUGCCUUGACAGCUGCUAAUCAUAUUAGCUCCACAAAUUCACCAGCAAAUAUCCCCCUGCAACAGCCAGCUCUUUCUGGUGAGGCUGACCAUGGUGAUUCUCAAAGUUCUGUCCAGAAAAUCAUACAUGAAAUGAUGUUGUCCAACCAACUUAAUGGCACUGGUGGCAUGGUUGGGGUUGGUUCUUUGGGGAAUGAUGUGAAAAAUGUUAAUGGAAUUUUGCCAACAGGUAACAAUACAAUUCUCAAUGGAGGAAAUGGCCUGGUGGGAAAUGGGACAGUCAAUAGUUCUGGAAUAGGGGGUGCUGGAUAUGGCACAAUGGGUGGACUUGCGCAGUCUGCCAUGGUUAAUGGAAUCAGAGCUGCAAUGGGUAAUAACUCUAUGAUGAAUGGUCGGAUGGGUAUGCCAUCAAUGGUACGAGACCAGAGCAUGAAUCAUCAACAGGAUUUGGGGAACCAACUGCUUAGUGGGCUAGGAGCAGUUAAUGGGUUUAGUAAUCUUCAGUUUGAUUGGAAACCAUCCCCUUGA
Molecule: messenger RNA, 2733 nt
Organism: Dovyalis caffra
Lineage: Eukaryota; Viridiplantae; Streptophyta; Magnoliopsida; Malpighiales; Salicaceae
Source: the annotation of a GenBank genome assembly